AUGGCUCCUUCAGCGACAGACACCAAUUGGACUGUCGAUAACGAUGUCCUUCGCCGGGAGCGGCUCUUCAAGAACCCGCCCAAGGAUCACACUGCAUUCCCUGCGUUAGCGGCAGCCAUCCGGCCUCACAUCGAUUCUUUCAACGCGCUUUUCGACGGCAGCAAAGUCCUGGAAGCUGGAAUGAAAGAUAUUGGCACGAAGACAUUCCUAGACGGUGAUGUCGAGACACCAGAACAGAAGAAGGCACGGAAAGCGGAGGGACGGCGAGCCCCCAAGCGCAACAAGCUUAACGUUCGCAUCAAGGAAGUUUUCUUAGAGAAGCCGUCAAUUCCUGCCACCAACAAGUUCGCGACCCGCAACCGCAACGUCUACCCGUCAGAAGCGAGAGAGAGACAUGCCACUUAUCGUGGGAAAUUGCGCGCGAGACUUGAGUACCAAGUGAACAAUGGCGACUGGAUGGAGUCCAUCAGAGAGCUGGGCCAGGUUCCGAUCAUGCUUAGGACCAAUCGAUGCCAUCUGGAAAAGGCUACGCCUGAGGAGCUCGUCCAGCAUAAGGAAGAGUCGGAAGAACUGGGCGGCUACUUCAUUGUCAACGGUAACGAGAAGCUCAUUCGUAUGUUGGUUGUUGGCAAGAGAAACUUCCCUAUGGCGAUCGUCCGUAACUCCUUUGUUCGUCGUGGCCACACAUACACCAAAUACGGUAUCCAAAUUCGAUCAGUGCGUCCCGAUCAGACCUCGCAGACGAACGUUCUCCACUAUCUGAGUGAUGGAAAUGUCACCUUCCGUUUCUCAUGGCGGAAGAGCGAAUACCUCGUCCCAGCCAUGAUGAUCUUGAAGGCUCUAGUCGAGACCAAUGACCGCGAAAUCUUCGAAGGCAUCGUCGGCAGCGCUUCAUCCAAGGGUGUCAGCAACACAUUCGUCACCGAUCGUGUGGAGCUGCUGCUCAGAACCUACAAGGGCUAUAAUUUGCAUUCUCGCUCUUCCUGCCGAGCUUAUCUGGGUGAAAAGUUCAAGCCCGUGCUUGGUGUUCCAGCAGAUAUGUCUAAUGAGGAUGCUGGCACAGAGUUCCUGCGCAAGGUUGUUCUGCCUCACCUUGGUAACCAGAAUGUUACCGGAACCCAGGAUUACGACAAGUUCAAGCUGGUCAUGUUCAUGAUCCGGAAGCUGUAUGCGCUUGUCGCGGGAGAUUGCGCCCCUGACAACCCGGAUGCUGUUUCCAAUCAAGAAAUCUUGCUUGGUGGAUUCCUCUACGGUAUGAUCCUUAAGGAAAGGCUGGAGGAAUGGGUGAGGUCAUUUGGCCCUAUCCUGAGAGACUGGUCCAAUCGUAACAGCGGCGCCAAAUUCACAGACCCAGCUUUUGAGCGUGACUUUCUUAGCAGAGUCGUCAGGAGAACCAAUGAGAACAUUGGUGGUGCACUUGAGUACUUCCUGUCGACUGGUAAUCUCGUCAGUCCUACAGGUCUCGAUUUGCAGCAGACAAGCGGUUACACGGUCAUGGCCGAGAAGAUCAACUUCUAUCGAUUCAUCAGUCAUUUCCGAAUGAUUCACAGAGGUAGUUUCUUCGCACAGCUGAAGACGACCACUGUCCGUAAGCUGCUUCCUGAGAGUUGGGGCUUCUUCUGCCCAGUCCACACUCCUGAUGGAGCACCCUGUGGUCUUCUCAACCAUCUUGCUCACAAGUGUUUCAUCUCUACUAGCGAUGUCAACGUCUCUCAACUGCCCAAAUUGUUGGUUCAACUUGGUGUGCGUUCUGAGUCGUCUGUGUCUCUGGAAGAAAGUGUCACAGUGCAACUGGACGGCAGAAUUAUCGGUUACUGUUCGCCGAAGCAGGCCCGCCAGAUUGCUGAUACCGUUAGACACUGGAAGGUGCAAGGCACAAACAACAUCCCACGGGAACUUGAAAUCGGUUAUGUGCCGAAUUCGAAUGGUGGUCAAUAUCCUGGUGUCUAUAUGUUCUCGCAAGCCGCCAGAAUGUACAGACCUGUCAAGUAUCUGCCUCUUGACAAGCUCGACUAUGUGGGCCCCUUCGAACAACCUUUCAUGGAAAUUGCAUGCUUGCCAGAUGAUCUCGUUGCUGGCGUAUCUACUCACAUCGAGUUCACGCCGACAAACAUCCUCUCCAUCGUCGCCAACAUGACGCCAUUCUCCGACUACAACCAGUCGCCCCGUAACAUGUAUCAGUGCCAGAUGAGCAAACAAACGAUGGGUACUCCCGGCACGGCGAUCCAAUACCGCACAGACAACAAGCUGUACCGGCUACAGACUGGACAAACGCCUAUUGUACGUCCUCCACUGUACAAUGCCUACGGUCUAGACAAUUUCCCGAACGGCACAAAUGCUGUUGUUGCCAUUAUUUCGUAUACUGGCUACGACAUGGACGACGCUAUGAUCAUCAACAAGUCAUCCCACGAACGCGGCUUCGGUCAUGGUACCAUCUACAAAACCAAGAUCCACUCUCUCGACGAUAAAGACUCUCGACGAAGCAAAUCCAGACGUGAGAUCACAAAGCUCUUCGGCUUUGCUCCCGGAGGUGAGAUUCGUGCUGAGUGGCGUACGACCCUCGAUGAGGAUGGUCUUCCGCACGUGGGUGCCAGAGUCAAGGAAGGAAGUCUCGUUGCGGCGUGGCACACGGUUCGCUAUGAUGCCUCGUCGGACUCUUACGUGAACGUCGACGGAAUCACACACUUUGUCAAGUAUAAAGACGCUGAAGAAGGAUACAUUGACAGCAUCCGGAUCAUGGGUGCUGAGACUGGUCUGGAGCCUUGCCAGGCACUCAGCGUCAAAUACCGUGUACCUAGAAAACCCAUCAUUGGUGACAAGUUCUCGUCUCGUCACGGACAGAAGGGUGUCUGCUCUCAACUGUGGCCUGCAGUUGAUAUGCCCUUCUCCGAGAGCGGUAUUCAGCCUGAUCUGAUCAUCAACCCUCACGCUUUCCCUUCACGUAUGACCAUCGCCCAGAUGAUUGAGUCCAUGGCUGGCAAAGCCGGUGCCCUGCACGGCCAUCCCCAGGACUCGACACCCUUCCAGUUCUCCGAGGAGAACACCGCCGCCGAUUACUUCGGCCAGCAGCUGCGCAAGGCCGGCUAUAACUACUACGGUAACGAGCCCCUCUACAGCGGCAUCACAGGCAAGGAGUUCGCCGCAGACAUCUUCAUCGGCGUCGUCCACUACCAGCGUCUCCGUCACAUGGUGAACGACAAGUUCCAGGUCCGUACCACCGGUCCCGUGAACCCGCUGACCGCGCAGCCCGUCAAGGGCCGUGCCAAGGGCGGUGGUAUCCGAGUCGGCGAGAUGGAGCGCGACUCGCUUAUUGCCCACGGUGCCGCCUUCAUCCUCCAGGACCGUCUGAUGAACUGCUCCGACUCCCAGCGCGCCUGGAUCUGCCGCGACUGCGGCUCCUUCCUUUCCACCCAGGUCGCCGUCUCCUCCGCCGGCUCCAGCAAGGCCCGUAUUGCCGCCACCAAGAACGCCUCGAGCCAGCACAGCGGUGCUCCGGGCGGCGCCAGCGGCAUCGUGCGCUGUCGCCGCUGCGCCCGCGAGGCCGUCUUCGAGGACUCCCGCGCCAUCGUGUGGGAGGACGGUGAUGGUCGCCGCUACGUGGGUGGAGACAAUGUCACCGUGGUCGCUGUCCCUGGUGUCCUGCGCUACCUCGACGUGGAACUGGCUGCUAUGGGUAUCAGAAUGAAGUUCCGGGUCGAUAAAUAA
Molecule: messenger RNA, 3705 nt
Organism: Aspergillus clavatus NRRL 1
Lineage: Eukaryota; Fungi; Ascomycota; Eurotiomycetes; Eurotiales; Aspergillaceae
Product: DNA-directed RNA polymerase I core subunit RPA135
Exons: 3
Coding region: 1-3705 (1234 amino acids)
Biological process (GO): DNA-templated transcription
Cellular component (GO): RNA polymerase I complex; nucleus
Molecular function (GO): DNA-directed RNA polymerase activity; ribonucleoside binding; DNA binding
Source: RefSeq, a predicted model, not a curated record